This is a messenger RNA of Lepisosteus oculatus (spotted gar), 3743 nucleotides long. The record is from RefSeq and is a predicted model, not a curated record. NCBI's taxonomy places the organism in Eukaryota, Metazoa, Chordata, Actinopteri, Semionotiformes, Lepisosteidae.
UAUUUUAGCUAAUUAACUGCACAGCGCUGUUUGCAGUGUAUGAUAUUGUCAUCAGGCUGGAGGAGUGUCCACAGCAGAAGUGAACCAGCUCUGGCAGCAGUGCCUGAUCACAGAAAUGCUUCCCGUUUUCUAACAAGCUACAGUACAGUACCUCUCUCUGCUCCUAAAGUGGAAGAAUAUACACUAUUUUGCCUAACUUCCUGUGGACCUGUUGUGUUUGCUUGUUUACUUACCUGACUGCUGGCUGCCUGGCUGCUACAGCCAAUGGAUUAAUCUGUUUAUUUGUGAGAAAGGUACAGCAGCAGACAGGAGGCAUGGGAAACCAAGCUGGAAGAGUGGAGGAGCUGGAACAAGGAGUUCCUUCAGCCAAAAAGUCUGGGAUUCCUGCCCCCAGGGAGAUUCCCACCACGAUAUCAAGAGACAGACUUUCACUGAGAGACCAGCUCCGGACCGCGAGCACUAAGAAAGUGGUGCCUAGUGCUAGCACUUCCAGCCUUUCAGCACUUGCCAAGCACUCCCGCCCUCCUGUUAAGGCAAAAUCAGACGGCGAAACAAAUGACAAAGCAAUCCUGGAGUGUCAGGUCAAAGAGCUGCUUGCCGAAGCCAAGGCGAAGGAAUUUGAAAUCAGUAAACUGCGCACUGAGCUGAAGCGCUGCAGAGACAGAGGGAUGCUGGAUGUGGUGACACCUGAGGGCACAGACCUCGACCUAGAGAGUCUCGUGGCCCAGCCUGCCGAGAUACAGUCCCUGGUCAAAACCAUGCGUGAGAAAAACAGGACAUUUCAGCGCGAGCUUGCAGCACUUAGGGAAGAGAAUCAGACUCUAAAGGAAAAGUGCUUCAUAAUGGAGCACUCUUCUCUCUCCAGUAGCAACAACUCAAAUGCCAGUCCUCCUACAUCUUUAGCCAGCCCUGCUAAAAACCCAGUGAAUGGGAUUGUGUUGGACACCUCCAGGACUCCCAUCAAUGGCAGCACUUUAAAGAAUUCAUCCUCUUCCAGCAGUGAUAUAACCAAGGGUUCUCCAUCACCAGAUUCAUCGGAGUUUGAGAAAAUCCCCUCUAGGUCAGACUCUAUAGGCAACAGCACCGGGAAGUCCAAAGGCUCAACGGGUCCCAAUUCACCACAGGCCAGGGACCUGUCUGUGGAAUGCUUGACAGAGCAGAUCCAGAAGAUGGAAGAGAGUCACCACAGCACUGCGGAGGAGCUGCAGGCCACUCUGCAGGAGCUCGCCGACCAGCACCAGGUUGUGCAGGAGCUGACAGCUGAAAAUGAGAGGCUGGCAGAGGAGAAGGGCCUGCUGCAGACCUCACUACAGCAGCAGAGGGAGCGUGUGGAGAACCUGGUCCAGAAGAACGAGAGCCUGUUGGCGCGACUGCAGGAGCAAUCCAAAAGUGAAGAAAGCGAGGCCAGAGCCGCCAGGAUCAGUGAACUGGAGCAGAGGUAUGCAGAGCUGGUAGAGAGCUCCAGAUUUGAACGAGAAAAGCUGGUGGACAUUCAGCAGCAGCUGACAAGCAGCCUGAGAUCUCUGGAGAAGGAGCACCAGGAGGCACAGGGACUCAUCAGGACCCUGAAGGAGGAGAAAGAUCUCCUUCAGAACCGCAUAGAGAAGGAACAGGAGGUCGGCAGUAAAAUCACUAGGACGCUAGAGGAAUGUAAUUCCAGUAUGGAGGCACUGAAGGUGGAAAAUGGACGGCUGAAGGUACAGAUGGAUAUUGAGAGGCAGAAAGUGGCUGAGCUGAAGGCAAUGCAGAGUGCCAGCGAUAACACCGAGUUACAGCACCUUCUGAAGGCAGCACAUUCGGAGAAGGAACGGUUAGAAUUGUCUUGCACUGAACUGAAACAGGAGCUUUUGAAGGCCAACAGUGAGAUAGAUCGUGUGAAAGGAAUGUUGUCUAAGGCAGAGGCAGAAUGCCAGCGACUGCAGGAGCUGUGUGCGUCCCAGGAGAAGGAGGUGAGCAGCAGUGCCCAGCGCCUGGAGGAGAGGGCUGCUGAGAAGGACACCCAGAUCAAGGACUUGAAAGAGACCAUCUUCGAGCUGGAGGACCAGGUGGAACAGCACAGGGCUGUCAAACUGCACAACAACCAGACCAUCCUGGACCUAGAGAAUCAAGUCAAGAAGCUGGAAGAACAGAAAUCUGAUCUGGAGAAGCAGAUAAAAGCACUAAACAAACAGAUGAAGGAUGAUGCCGAGGAGUGGCGGCGUUUCCAGGCAGACCUUCAGACGGCAGUGGUGGUAGCCAACGACAUCAAGGUGGAGGCUCAGCAGGAGCUGCGCGGGCUGCGCAGGCGGCUGCAGGAAGAGCAGGAGCGCAGUGCCAAGCUGGCCGGAGAGGUAGAGCAGCUGCAGGGGAGCAGGUUGAAAAAUGAGGAGGCUUAUUCGUCGGACACUGACACAAGCCCUCACUGGUGUGGGAUCUCUGUGUCUCAGAUACCCACUGCUUCCUCCGAGUCUGGCACCACUGUGAAGUCUCUCAUUAAGUCUUUUGACUCCGCACUACAGGGUAAGAUGCCAUUCAUUUUGCCUGCCAGUUCUCCUAUGAGACAUAUUAAAUAUCUGUGUUAUCGUCUUGAACUUCUUAUUCCAGACAAGCUGACAGGGUCAAAUGACGAGAUGAAACCCACCAGCCUGAUGAGAAAAAGCCCCUCUCUGGAAUCUGUCAUUAAAACCCCAGCGGCACUGAGCGGGAGGACCUCUUCCCUCAGUUACCCCAAAGCCAACAGCAAGCUGAGAACCGACCUCAUCACUCAGGAGGAAGGAGGCCUGAGUAUAGCAUCAUUCCCCUCAGCCUCUUGGGGAGAAAAGAAAGUGAUGAGGUUGGCCUUGAAACCAGACAUAAGAAAUGAAAAGAAACAAAUGAGUGUAGAGUCAUCUGAGCAAUACCCCGGAGUGACAGCCCUGGCCCCCAUCCCAGUUCCCAACAUUUACACUGGCAGUGGAUACAAGAGAACAGGAGAGUCAGGAAAUAGCCCACUGCCGGCAGGGACUGCUCCAGAGACGCCAGGGCAUCAGACUCUCCCCACUCCCAAAACACACCUGGCAUUUGUUUGUACAACGCCAAAGCAUAACCUUCUGAACAUCGAUGUGACGAACUUCAGCAGCAGCUGGAGCGACGGCCUGGCGUUCUGUGCCCUCCUGCACACCUACCUCCCAGCACACAUCCCCUACCAGGAGCUCCUCAGCCAGGACAAGAGCAGAAAUUUAACCCUGGCUUUCCAAGCAGCAGAAAGUGUUGGCAUCAAACCGUCCCUGGACAUUAACGAGAUGAUGCACACAGAUCGACCGGACUGGCAGAGUGUCAUGCAGUACGUGGCGCAGAUAUAUAAGUAUUUCGAGACCUGAGAAGACCAGCCUGCAUCAGGAAGUGAAGUGCACAGACACAGCAGCACUUUCCUACAAGUCAAAGCUUUUGUCACUGCCUUUUAGAGCAAACUCAAGUACACCAUUAACUCUUCGUCUUGUGAAAUCUUUUCUUGAAGAACUGAAUUUGCUUGGAGUUCAGGGUAAUAUUUUGUGCACCCAAGAUCUAACAAUAAUGGCGACUUGUUGUGCAGGACUAAGAGUAGGUUUCAACUGUUUUCAUCUUUACAAUUGUAAUUAUAACUCACAUGACUUUAUGGAAAUGUAAUCCUGGUGUGUUUCCAGUGUUUGAACACUAACUUGCAGCUGUGUGCCAUAGGAAACCUAUUUAUUUAUAACAAGUGGUACUGUUAUAGAAUUCUAAAUAUUAAAACUUAAAUAACAUCC